AUGGCUGAAAUCCUUGACUUAUUAUCAUGUAUUACAGAAAGUGUUGCAAACUGCUAUUGCUGUAGAAAUUGUUUUGGGUGUGCUUGCUCUAUUUUGGAACUCAAAACCAUAAGACCUCAACUCUAUUCUGCUGCUGAAUAUUGUGAAAAGUCUUAUCUUCACAGUGAACAGAAACAAAUGGUGCUAGACAACCUGAAAGGUUAUGCUGUACGGGCGCUUGUCAAUGCUGUUGACCACAUUGGCACCGUUGCCUACAAAUUAACUGACCUUCUUGAGCAACAAGCCUCGGAUGUUUCAUCCGUGGAGCUGAGGGUUACAUGUUUAAAUCAGCAACUUCUAACAUGCCAAACCUAUACGGAUAAAGAAGGUCUCAGGCAGCAACAGUUAUUACCAAUCAUCCCAAAGCAUCACAAGCAUUACAUCUUGCCAAAUUCAGUAAACAAGAAGGUGCAUUUUAGCCCACAAAGACAGACGGAUGCCAGACAAAGUCAUAUUCAAGCAAGAUCUCGUCUUUAUCCUUCAGGUACCCCAGCAUCAAGCACUCUGUCUUGGCAUUUAGCAUCAGAAACCAAGUCUACCUUGAAAGGGACUUCACGUGUGUUGAUGAGCACUGAAGACUCGAAAACUUCUGGGGUGUUCAAUUCGUUUGACGGGACAAGGACGAAAUCCUCACCAGCUCACCGUCAGUUGUCCAAUCUGGGGCCUGCUUCAAUUGCAGCUAUGCAAACAUUAGGUGCCAUACAGGAGGAUUCUCAGGAGGGCUCCAAGUCUUUGACAGCAUUCCGAUCAUUUGAUAACCCACGCCGACGUGAGAUUGUCCACGCCCCAGUUCGCAGCAAGAGUGUGCUUUCUGCUUUCUUUGUUAAACAGAAGACACCGAAAUUGAAGGCCACAUCUGUCUUGUGA
Molecule: messenger RNA, 906 nt
Organism: Ilex paraguariensis (yerba mate)
Lineage: Eukaryota; Viridiplantae; Streptophyta; Magnoliopsida; Aquifoliales; Aquifoliaceae
Source: the annotation of a GenBank genome assembly